AUGACCACGUCCAACUACUACCCGCCUGAUUACAACGGCAAAGUCGACCGUAUGACGUCCAACAGCGAGUUCGAGUGCUGUUUGGCCGUCAAGCAUGUCGAGGAGCUCAUUAGAUACGCCAAAUACCAGUACGACCGAAUGAAGAGCUGGGGUGUGUGGGAUCCGCAGGAAGCCCGAAAGAUGCGUGACGAAUAUGAACGCCAUGUCAUGAGACUGGAGCAAAAGCUGCGGUUCUACAGAAGUGAUUUGGAGUCUUUCACAAUGAGAGGAGGAGAUUUCGAGCUGUUUACCUGA
Messenger RNA from Yarrowia lipolytica CLIB122, 294 nucleotides. RefSeq lists its product as uncharacterized. The record is from RefSeq and is a predicted model, not a curated record. NCBI's taxonomy places the organism in Eukaryota, Fungi, Ascomycota, Dipodascomycetes, Dipodascales.